Messenger RNA from Aspergillus campestris IBT 28561, 1362 nucleotides. Its product is annotated as LIP-domain-containing protein. The transcript is spliced from 2 exons. Gene Ontology annotation, molecular function: triacylglycerol lipase activity. The record is from RefSeq and is a predicted model, not a curated record. NCBI's taxonomy places the organism in Eukaryota, Fungi, Ascomycota, Eurotiomycetes, Eurotiales, Aspergillaceae. Bases 1 to 1362 code for a protein of 453 amino acids. Gene Ontology annotation, biological process: lipid catabolic process.
AUGUGGUCAAUUACUCGGUUUACUGUUGUUGCGUCCUUCCUCUUGUCUGCGGUCGUUGCAGACUCUGCGGCAGUUGAAGACCCUCCUCUUCUCCCCUCGCAGGAUCCCUGGUAUGACCAGCCAGAGAAUAUCGCCAGCUUCUCUCCUGGGCAAUUGAUCCGGACUCGUCAGGUCUCCUCGAAGCUGCAGCCUUUCUUCUCCUCCCUCCCCGCCGAUAUCUCGGUCGAGUCGGUGCACCAGUACCUCUUUCGGACUACAGACAGCAUCGGCGACCCUGUUGCUUCCGUGGUCACAUUGAUUGAGCCUAGCAACGCGGAUCCGAACAAGCUGCUUGCCUACCAGGCCCCUUACGACAGUGCUUCUCCGGACUGCAGCCCCUCUUACACCAUUCAAGACCGCAACACACUUGGGUUUGAAGGGUUUAAGCUUCCCGGCACCAACAUCUCGACUGAUAUCCCCUUUGUCGCUGCUGCCUUGAAUAAAAGAUGGUGGGUCCUCACGACGGACUAUGAAGGUCUCGACGCGCAGUUCACCGCUGGCCUACAAUCAGGCCAUGCGACCCUCGACUCCAUCCGCGUGGUGUUGAAAGAAGGACCCAAAGUCGGGCUCGGGGUCAACCCAAAUUACGCGCUCUGGGGCUACUCGGGGGGAGCACUGGCCUCGGGCUGGGCAGUCGAGCUGCAGCCAACCUACGCCCCCGAGCUGACAUUCGCCGGGGCCGCCCUCGGCGGACUCACCCCCAACAUCAGCUCCGUGCUAGAGACCAUCAACAACAGCUCUUUCACGGGGCUGGCGUUCUCCGGCAUGUACGGACAGGCAAAAGCGUACUCCAACUUCAGCAACUGGCUCGAAACGAACCUGAUGCCGGAGAAGGCAAACAAGUUCUGGGACGCCGCCAACAGCUGUCUGGCCGGGGCACGCGACAAGGGAGGCGGCGAGGACAUGUACAAAUAUAUCCGCAACGGCAAGGCAUCGUUCCUCGAGCCCGUGCCGCAGUCCAUCUUCAAGUAUUCCGGGCAGAUGGGCAUCCGCGGCACGCCUACGGUGCCCUUGUUCGUGUACAAGGCCGUGGGCGACGAAGUGAGUCCGAUCGAAGACACGGAUGCCCUGGUGGAGCAGUACUGCGCUAAGGGGGCCCGCGUCGAAUAUCACCGCGACUGGGUCGGCAAGCACAUGUCGGAGGCGAUUGCGGGGUCCGCCAGCGCUCUGAACUGGCUGAGUGAGCGAAUGAAUGGCGAGGAGGUGGAUGAUAAAUGCAGCACGAAGCAGGUCGUGCUUAGCGAGUUGGACCCAGCAACGCUCGUGACGCUAGGCGAGGAGCUUUUCGCGUUCCUUCAGAGCAUUCUCGGUGCGAUUCUAUAG